AUGGAAGAACAGCAGCAAAUUCAACCGAAAAUUAAUCUAUCAAUCACCACAAACUUCAUUCUACUUGGAUUUGGUGAUCUCCAAGAACUACAAGCCCUCCUUUUUUCGGUUUUCCUUGGAAUCUAUAUACUUGCUGUGGCUGGAAAUCUCAUUAUCUUUGCUCUGAUUGUCACUGAUGUGCACCUGCAUACCCCCAUGUAUUUCUUUCUAGGGAACCUAUCUUGCUUGGAGAUCUGCUAUAUAUCAACCAUCCUUUCCAGAUUGCUCUUCAGUCUGCUGACUGGGGAUAAAACCAUCUCUCUUCAUGGCUGCAUUAUGCAAUACUUCUUCUUUGGUACUUUGGCAUCUGCAGAAUGUUAUCUUUUGGCUGUGAUGUCAUAUGAUCGUUAUUUAGCCAUAUGCAAACCACUGAGAUACACAUCUCUCAUGAAUGGCAGGAUCUGCCUUGGACUGAUUACCAUAUCUUGGAUGAGUGGUCUGCUAAGUAACACCAUCAUCACAUCCCUGUUGUUGAAGCUGUCAUUUUGUGGUCCCAAUGAAAUUGAACACUUCUUUUGUGACCUAGCCCCCAUGUUAAAACUUUCAUGCACAAAUACCAACCUGGUGGAACUUACAGUGUUCAUUCUGGCCACCAUGGACACCAUACCUCCAUUUCUCCUUACCCUGAUCUCAUACAUAUGUAUUAUCAUCAACAUCCUCCAAAUGAAGACCACAACCUUCAAACAGAAGGCCUUCUCCACUUGUUCCUCCCAUCUCCUUGUAGUGACACUUUUCUAUGGGUCUCUAAUUUGUGUCUAUUUAAUUCCUGAAACUAACACACUGAUGGGGCUUCAUAAAACCUUCUCCCUAUUUUAUACCAUCUUUACACCCAUGCUCAACCCCAUUAUAUAUAGUCUGAGAAAUAAGGAUGUAAAGGUAGCCUUGUAUAGAACUAUUAGCAAAGUUGUCAGUGUGGUCCCAUUUCCUUAG
Messenger RNA from Heteronotia binoei (common prickly gecko), 969 nucleotides. RefSeq names its product olfactory receptor 5AP2-like. Lineage: Eukaryota; Metazoa; Chordata; Lepidosauria; Squamata; Gekkonidae. The coding region runs from base 1 to 969 and encodes 322 amino acids. The record is from RefSeq and is a predicted model, not a curated record. The transcript is spliced from 2 exons. Gene Ontology annotation, biological process: G protein-coupled receptor signaling pathway. Gene Ontology annotation, molecular function: olfactory receptor activity; G protein-coupled receptor activity. Gene Ontology annotation, cellular component: membrane.